Messenger RNA from Scaptodrosophila lebanonensis, 1258 nucleotides. RefSeq names its product aminomethyltransferase, mitochondrial. The record is from RefSeq and is a predicted model, not a curated record. Gene Ontology annotation, molecular function: aminomethyltransferase activity; protein binding. The coding region runs from base 246 to 1238 and encodes 330 amino acids. Gene Ontology annotation, biological process: glycine catabolic process. NCBI's taxonomy places the organism in Eukaryota, Metazoa, Arthropoda, Insecta, Diptera, Drosophilidae. The transcript is spliced from 2 exons. Gene Ontology annotation, cellular component: mitochondrion.
UGUUUAAUUUAAGCUGUAAACUGCACAGAAGCGGUGCUACUCGACUAGGCUUCUGCAUAUGGCGUGAAGCGUCCACGGGAAGAGCGGAGGGAGAACGUACAGCCCUUUACGACUUUCAUGUGAAGAACCGUGGAAAAAUUGUCAACUUCGGUGGCUAUGCUCUGCCCGUACAGUACACAGAUCAGAGCAUCACGGCCUCCCAUUUGUAUACCCGUCGCAUUGGCUCCAUUUUCGAUGUGUCACACAUGCUGCAGACUUAUGUGCACGGCAAGGAUGCGGCAGCAUGCCUCGAAUCCAUAUGCACGGCGGACAUUUCUGGCCUGCUGUCGGGCAGUGGCACACUGACCGUUUUCACAAAUGAGGCCGGUGGCAUACUGGAUGACCUUAUUGUCAACAAGGUGAGCGAAAAGGAGCUCUAUGUGGUAUCCAAUGCGGCCAUGAAGCAGCAGGAUAUGGGCAUUAUGGAGUCCGCUGUGUCCAACUUUAAAUCGCAAGGCAAAGAUGUGACCAUUGAGUUUCUGGCGCCCAGCGAGCAAUCACUUUUAGCCGUGCAAGGUCCCCAAGUUGCCACUGAGCUGGCCCAAUUGCUGCCUAAGCCUGAACUGCUGCGGCAGCUUUACUUUAUGCAAACUCUGAGCACACCUCUGGCCGAUUUGCCCAAUGUACGCAUAACUCGCUGUGGCUACACAGGUGAGGAUGGUGUCGAAAUAUCUGUGCCCUCGAAUCGAGUAGAACAAUUGACGGAAGCACUUCUGGAAAGCGGAAAACUGAAAUUGGCUGGACUGGGAGCGCGUGACUCGCUGCGUUUAGAGGCCGGCCUGUGCCUCUAUGGCAGUGAUAUUGAUGAGCACACAACUCCUGUGGAGGCAGCACUUUCGUGGCUUGUGGCCAAGCGAAGACGUACGGCCCUCGAUUUUCCGGGAGCCGCAGCUAUUGUUCGUCAAUUGAAGGUGGGUGUGCAGCGACGUCGUGUGGGUCUGCAAACAUUGGAGGGCGCCAAGUCCCCGCCAGCGCGUGCUAGUGUUGACAUCUAUCGGGAAGGCAAGCUGGUGGGUCAAGUGACCAGCGGGUGUCCCAGUCCUAGCACGGGACGGAAUAUUGCCAUGGGCUACAUAGCUGAGACAUGGAAAGCCCCCGGCACACGAGUUGAACUUAAAAUACGCGAUAAAUUCUACGAAGCGGAAGUGACGAAAAUGCCAUUCACAAAAGCCAACUACUAUAACAAGCCAAAGCAAUAAACGAAGAAUUUAAACAUGAA